AUGGAGAGAGUUCAGAUCCAGAGAGAUGAGGAGAGAGUUCAGAUGCAGAGAAAUGAGGAGAGAGUUCAGAUCCAGAGAGAUGAGGAGAGAGUUCAGAUGCAGAGAAAUGAGGAGAGAGUUCAGAUCCAGAGAGAUGAGGAGAGAGUUCAGAUCCAGAGAGAUGAGGAGAGAGUUCAGAUGCAGAGAAAUGAGGAGAGAGUUCAGAUCCAGAGAGAUGAGGAGAGAGUUCAGAUCCAGAGAGAUGAGGAGAGAGUUCAGAUGCAGAGAAAUGAGGAGAGAGUUCAGAUCCAGAGAAAUGAGGAGAGAGUUCAGAUCCAGAGAAAUGAGGAGAGAGUUCAGAUGUAG
Messenger RNA from Knipowitschia caucasica, 345 nucleotides. The record is from the annotation of a GenBank genome assembly. NCBI's taxonomy places the organism in Eukaryota, Metazoa, Chordata, Actinopteri, Gobiiformes, Gobiidae.